CGUCAGGCGCUUAGUGAAGCAAGCACCCCUGCUCACAGAGGCAAACCGCGCAUUGGAUAGGGACAAGAGAUUUUUGAGCUCCGCGCAUUCAGUUCUCCAGUGGCCAAUCGUAUUGACAGUGUAGGAUAAGGAUGCCCCUUGGAGAUCGAGAGGAUGGAAAUGGAUGGAAAAAGAAGACGUCUGACAUCAAAGAAAACUACGACUUCAAAGAAGUUUUGGGAACGGGGGCAUUCUCCGAGGUGGUCCUAGCAGAGGAGAAGGGGACCCAGCGGCUAGUGGCCAUCAAGUGUAUCCCUAAGAAGGCCCUGGAAGGCAAGGAGAACAACAUCGAGAAUGAGAUUGCUGUGCUGCACAGAAUCAAGCACACCAACAUUGUUUCGCUGGAGGAUAUAUUUGAGAGCACAUCCCACCUGUACCUGGUCAUGCAGCUGGUGUCGGGAGGUGAGCUGUUUGACCGAAUUGUGGAGAAGGGUUUCUACACGGAGAGAGAUGCCAGCCAACUCAUCCACCAGAUCUUGGAUGCUGUCAAAUACCUCCACGACAUGGGCAUUGUACACAGGGACCUAAAGCCAGAGAAUUUGUUGUAUUACAGUAUGGAUGAGGACUCAAAGAUAAUGAUCAGUGACUUUGGCCUGUCUAAGAUUGAGGACACUGGCACUGUCAUGUCAACAGCCUGUGGGACCCCAGGAUAUGUUGCCCCGGAGGUUCUGGCUCAGAAACCUUACAGCAAAGCGGUGGACUGCUGGUCCAUUGGGGUCAUCUCUUAUAUCCUGUUAUGUGGAUACCCUCCGUUCUACGACGAGAAUGACGCCAAGCUGUUUGAGCAGAUACUGAAGGCAGAGUAUGAGUUUGACUCCCCUUACUGGGAUGACAUCUCGGAUUCAGCGAAAGAUUUUAUCUGUCACCUGAUGGAGAAAGACUUUGUGAAGAGAUAUACCACAGAUCAAGCACUACAACACCCCUGGAUCUGUGGAGACACAGCUCUUGACAAGAACAUCCAUGAGUCUGUCAGUGCUCAGAUCAAGAAGAACUUUGCUAAAAGUAAAUGGAAGCAAGCGUUUAAUGCCACAGCGGUGGUGAGACACAUGCGGAGGCUGCAGCUGGGUACCAGCGUGGAGGGCCCCAGCCAGAUCACACCUACCAGCCCUGGUCACACCCAUGCACUCCUUCUGCAGGAGGAGGAUGAGGAGGAGAACGACGAGGGACCGGGGUUGGAUGAGGAGGAGAGCUUGUCACACUGUGAGGACGGGCAGCGGCGCGGCAGUGCCGACCGGGACAGCCUGAGGAGUUGCGCCUACUGCUGCAGGCCGGCCAGUCGCGUCUGAGCUGUCCCAGUGCCAUGGGGAUAGAUAUGUUUCCACGGAGCCGCCCAGAGCCUGACCCGUCCGCCCAGUCUAGCCAUGAAUACAGAGGGAUGUUGUGUACUGUAAAACAGGGUGACCGUGAGCCAACCAGCAAGCAACUGCAAGCACACUCGCAAACACACACACACGCGCACGCACGCACGCGCACAUGCACACACACAUUGACAGUUCCUUUCAGAGAUAACUUAGAGUCGGUGUCUACAAACGCUGAGGUGGUUUUGCAAACUUGGCACAUAGAUUUACAUGUGAAGGCUUCAGGUCGAAACAUAAAACAUCAUCAGUACAGUGAUGGCUUCACCAAAGUUCAUACUCAAAGGUACUCUGUACCUCUACUGAUCCGUUAGUAACUUGGUGAUACAACCUUGACUUAAAUAAAAGACGUUUGUGAUUAAAUUACCACUAGGCAUGUCACAGAUAAAAUCAUGUGAUAUAGGAGAGGUUGUGUGAUAAAGGCAAGGGCAUGCUAUGUUAUUUUAACCUUAGCAUAUCCCUUUACAUACUGAGGGGAAUGUUGUUUGAGAAAGUAGCGUCACUGUCUUUCUAUUCUGUCCUAUUCGUUUUUCUGAAUUCUUUAAAAUGUUUGUAUACAUUUUUUGAAGCAUCAGCAAAGUUCAAAGGUCAAAGGUCAUUCAAGUGGACACUUAGGGCUUUAUUUUGAUAAUCCGAACACAGGGAAAAGUCGGAUCAGUUGGUAUAUAGGUUUGAGGGUGUACAGAAGUGCUAUUGCCAAUGAUUGGAUAUGACAUUGGCAGGAUAUUUUCAUUAACAUUGAAGUACUACGUGUGUCGAGGCUGGUGGGAUAGCAAUUAUAUCGAUUACAACUCUUUAGGAAGUAGGUACAGAGACAAACUUCGCUUGGCACAAUUAGCAGUUUAUUUCUUGCAAGGAGAGAAGAAUGAAAGCUUACAGAAUAAACCGUGAAACAUGUCUAACGUAACACAGGACAAUCAUCCGUACUUAACAGAAAAAGGAGUGUGGUGAGAUACUGCACAGCAGUCCGAUGUCAACAAUACAUGUUCCCUUUGUUCCAUCAAUACCUAGAUUCUACCCACAAGGGCAGGCUGUCCCCCAACCUAAUCCCAGGGAACUAAGGACACUGUCGGCAACCUAUUCAGAAGGGACACAUACAGUCUGUUCCAAGCACAGUUGGUUUAGACAGAUUGACAGAGCACCCAAUGAUCUACCAUUCAAUGAUGACCAUAAACCAAUAAACAGAGACCAGAUCCUCCUUUCCUUUUCCUGUCUAAACAUGAGAACGCAGUACUUUCCCAUUAACAAAAUACUUUAACCAGUAAUUCCUUUAUACAUUUAUAGAAUACGAACAUAAAUCAGUUCAAGAAAUUUCUAUAACACUGGCCAAUUACAACAUCCUUCAUGGUCAAAUAAUGUCAUAAUUUCAAGCUGUGUAUUUAGCACAUUUCCCGUAAUGCCUUGGAAUCAAGUCCACAUCAAAUUAUUGUUUGUUAGACUAAUACAGUAUUAAAUAUAGAUUAUGUCACUACUGCAAAUGGAAAAUAGCAUUUCUUGAGAGGAGGCUAAAGUUGUUGGCUUUUCACUGACAGUGAGAAUUUGAGGGAGACAAGUGAACGCUUACCUUGAGGUGGAGGGGAUCGGGUUAAUCACCCUGAUCCAUGUGUCAUUGAUAUAGGGUGUGUUGCCACUUCCAAAUGAAUGUCAUAACCAACAGCUUUUCAACCUAAACCAACCGUUGCUUUUGGCUGAGAUAUCCAUGUAACUAUUGCCUGAAAUUAGCACUUUCAAUCACAUUUUUGAGGACACACGUAAAAUAUUUCCACCUCUCCCGUCUGAAUAUAAACAAGCUGAUGAGUUAACAAGGUGUGUAAAUUAACAAUCCUGCUGCAGGAGUUUGAAAAUAGCAGUGUGCUGGCUUUAACAGGCGACGGGCGUUUCCCAGGCGGUGAAGUGGUCUGAACCACAAACCAGCCAUUCAUGUCACUGGAAACCUUCCACAUCGCAAAGCCAUCAAGCAAUUUAAGUAUAUGUGAAACAAACAGGAUGCCACACACCGAAAUGUUUUAUCUUUGAAAAACAAUACAUUUCAAUUAUCUUGAAUAUAUUUUCAGUCUUCCAAAAUAAAUGCUGUCUCUGUUGGACAGGGUCCCCCUCCAUGCUCUACAGACUGUGCAUAGUAGCGGUACGAGAUUGCAUGAAAAGCGUCGUAAUGGGAAACAUUUUAAUAUGAACGAGGCAAAAGGUGCUCAUCGUAGUACCAAGCUGACAAUUGGGAAGAUGCUAAUUCAUUUCCUGAUUGCAACGCAAUCUAGCAACACUGUCUGCAACACCUGCAGGUGACGUCAAGCUAACCGAUUGGGCAUGCCCUCAACCAAUGGGAUUUCAUGUUUAGAAGAGCGUUGUGGAAACAAGCAGGAGGGUUUGGCACCAAUGCUUUUUCCUGAAAUGUGUUUGGAGCUGUUGCAAUGGCAUAGGGUCAUGGGUACGUUAGCCAGCUGGGGAAGGGACUCAAAAAAGAACAUAACAAACACCCAACAUGCGUUUAAUAAUAACACCGCCACCGCUGGAAAAUGUUUCGAAAUCACUGAAACCGAAACCAGAUAAUCAUCCUCCCAACUACUACAACUUUGUUCCUUUAAUUGGGAUGUAUUAUUUGUCUAUUGUCCAGUUCGGCUCAUUCAUUCAUGUGCUACCUUUGUUUUGAAGCUAACGGAAAUACUUCAGGGUUUCCAAGUGAGUUCAAUGUCUGGGGUCUGAAUGGACUCUGUAUUCUGGCUCGGACUGGGCUCUUAAAAAGUGGUUCUGGUUUGAGGGAUCUGCAUGCAUCGGUUGAAUGAUUAAAUGUGAAAUGUAUGGAUAUAAAAGGGAGACUUUUUUAAUCUCAUGGCUGUUCUGUUACCAGAUGUUCACACUGAGAUCCCUGUGGCAACACAUAGACAGUAUUUCAUACCAGAUUCACAUACAGUAUACCCUCUCAGCCAAUGAGCAUGUCCAUAAUAGCCCCACUCACAUGACAUGAGAGUGGGGGUAACACUGCACUUUUAAAUAGUUUGCAAUUAUAUUCUACAUGACAGGUAAUCAAGUCAGUUAUACUAAGUUCAAUGCGUUCUGCUAAAGUUCCUUGUCCAUUUACAAAUUCCCUGAUACACAAUACAAUACACACUCUCCUGCCAAUCACUCAGUGUAGCUCCACCCCUGGCUCCUGGUGGGAGGGAUCUCAGUGUGGGUGGUCUGUCAGCUCUGUACCCUGCACCUUUCUGUGUCUCGUGGAAGAAGUAUCGCUCUACUGUCUGCAUGACCUGGUUAUAAUAUGUUUACAUGAAUGAUGAUCGACACAUAAAUAUGAAAAAAAAACUAUUAUUCUUGCUAUUCUGUAAUUCUGUAAUUCUAAAAAACGAUAUAAUGUGAAGUAAGAAUCAGCAGUCAGACGUUGUGUUGUUGACAACGUACGUUCUUGUAGCACGAUCUGAACUGUAACAUUACCUUAACCUCUGCAUUGGCCAUUAUGGUCAUCUGUUUACCACAGUGGCUCACUAAAGCCAUGUCCUUGGCUACCAUUUUGAUUUAGUUUGGGUUGUUUUAUACACUCUAAGAUGGAAAAAACAUAUUACAGGAGUCUGGGUUUUUUGUGUGUACACUUUAAGUUAUGUAGACUGCCAGAACCCUUAUAAAAGUCCUUAUGGCCUCCUUUGACCAGUUUCUGUGUUUUGGGAAUAUUGACACACCUGAAAUAAAGCACUGCUCUAAAUCUUUCAGAUACUUUAGGCUUUUACAUAGGAAUAGAAAUAUUAAAGCAAUUAUCCAGCCAUGAUGGCCACACAGCAUGUACCUGGGUUAAAAAUCUCAAGGGACAUUGUAACCUGCUAUGUUUACCAGUCACUAAGUAAGGCAGGUAAUGGCAGGCCUUGUGUAAUAUAAGUUUGGUUCACACUGUGCUGCAUUUUCACUGCUGUUCAGAUUGGAUACUGAACCAGAGUUAUUGUACUAGCUAAUACCCUCUAUUUGGACCACCUUAUUAAGGAUAAUGGCCCGUGUUUUGGCCUUAGGAUUGAUUAUAAUAACUAAUAAUGGUUAUAAUUGGAAAAUUAUUUGUACGUGGGGAAUGGAGAAUAUGCAAACUUGUGUGUGAAUGGCGUUGUUAUCUUCUAGGUAUAGUUGCUCUUGAUGACUUUGUUGAUAACCUGUGGUCAUUUGUUUAGUAAAUAGCUUCUUCAGUUGAAACCUUCGUUGGUUUUGUUUCCUUGGUUGUUUUUUUGUAAGAUUCGUUUGACUCAUGACAAACACAUUUACAUGUAUAAAGAAACACGUGUAUAUUAUAUAUAGAAGUAUAUAUAUAUAUAUAUAUAUAUAUAUUGUAUAUCCUUUUUUGUAAAAGCUGUUUUGAGCUACUAAUGUAUGGAUGCAAUGCAUCAUGGGUUAUUGACCGAUAUGUAAGAAAGGAGCUAAUGUUGUACCCUCUGAGAUAUAAUCACAGGAAAUUAAAUAAAACUUCCUUGUCUAUGCA
This is a messenger RNA of Esox lucius (northern pike), 5841 nucleotides long. RefSeq names its product calcium/calmodulin-dependent protein kinase Ia (gene camk1a). The record is from RefSeq and is a predicted model, not a curated record. The transcript is spliced from 12 exons. Gene Ontology annotation, biological process: peptidyl-serine phosphorylation. Gene Ontology annotation, molecular function: ATP binding; calmodulin binding; calcium/calmodulin-dependent protein kinase activity. Bases 132 to 1325 code for a protein of 397 amino acids. Gene Ontology annotation, cellular component: intracellular anatomical structure. Lineage: Eukaryota; Metazoa; Chordata; Actinopteri; Esociformes; Esocidae.